Saprolegnia parasitica CBS 223.65 is the source of this 1721-nucleotide messenger RNA. RefSeq lists its product as hypothetical. NCBI's taxonomy places the organism in Eukaryota, Oomycota, Saprolegniomycetes, Saprolegniales, Saprolegniaceae. The record is from RefSeq and is a predicted model, not a curated record. Gene Ontology annotation, molecular function: cobalt ion binding; magnesium ion transmembrane transporter activity; calcium ion binding. Gene Ontology annotation, biological process: transmembrane transport; metal ion transport. The coding region runs from base 1 to 1653 and encodes 550 amino acids. The transcript is spliced from 3 exons. Gene Ontology annotation, cellular component: membrane.
AUGGAGCUGCCGAAGAAGGAGCUCACGCCGCUCCUCAAGAUCACACCGCCGCGCUACAACGCCAAGAUCCCAAACUUCUCGCCGCUCGCAGAGAUCCAUACGAGCUCAUCGUCGCCGCAGUCGGCGCACCCAGCGCCCACUGAGCUCUACUUGAGCACAGAGAGCGUGGCCUUUGCCUUCCAGCCGCGCCAGCCGGUCAAGCAGCCGAGCCCCAGCCCGUCGCUCGUGAGCGACGUCACGCCCUUGUCGUCGCCAGCGUCCGACGUUGUCAUUGAGGACGAGUGCUUGUCGAUCUUGGACCCGUACUUUGACGUGACACCGUCCCGCCUUCACUUGGCGUUUGACGAAGCCGACCCCAACCACUCGGGGGUCUUGAGCCGCGAUGGCCUGCGGCAUGGCCUCGAGAGUCUUGGCAUCCGGUGCGCCGACUCGCCCGCGAUCUUUGACGCACUCCUCUCGUUCGUCAAGGAGCCAUUGUCGCGCUCGGUCUUCGAGGACAUUGUGCAAAAACUCAAGCUCGGCAAUCUCUUUGACGAACAAACGGUCGCGCUCUUCACCGACUCGGUGUACGCGCCGGCGCGGAUCGAAGUCGUCGAUUUCUCAUCGACGCGCCUCUCGCACUACAAGCCCGAGCUCCGGUCCUUCUUUAUGAACGACCGCGCGCCGUGGGCGUCCUGUCGCUGGAUCAACGUCCAGGGCCACGACCACUUGAACCUCAAGCGGCUCGCGAUCAAGUACCGGCUGCACCCGCUCGCGAUGGAAGACACGAUCGAGCUCAACGAGCGGCCGAAAUUCGACUCGUACGAAACCCAUCGGUUUGUCAUUUUUCCCGUCUUGCGGCAAACCAUUCUAUUUCCCAAAGAGACCAAGCACGAAGCGCCCAUGGACGACAGCUGGUGGAGCUACCUCACAAGCACGUCAUCUCCGUCGAUGCCGGUCAUGGCCGCGUACACAUUCCAGCUAGCCGUCGAGCACGUCGCGAUCUUCGUGGUCGAUGACGAUACGCUCAUCACGGUCAAGCCGACGCGGCCCAACGACAUUUGGCGCACCGUCCACCGGCGCUUGGCCUCGACGUACUCCAAGGUGCGGCACAACGGCGCCAACUUCCUCUUUUACACAGUGCUCGACGUCAUUGUCGACGACAUGACCAACGCGAUGGACCAAGUCCGGCAGUACCUCAUGCACUUGGACCGCGAGCUCGCGCGCCUCCUGCAUAACUUUGACAUUGGCGUCCUCCGCGACGUGCAAAUCGAGCUCGCGCAGCUCCCGCGCGUGAUCAAGCCGACGCGCGACGUGCUCAAGAGCGUUCUUGAGAGCGCCGAGCUCCCCGAGACGACCAAGGCGUACUUCCGCGACGUCCACGACCACACCAACCAUAUUCUGGACGAGAUCGAGUGGCAGUCGCAAAUGUGCCGGGGCAUGAUCGAAGAGUACCGCGACGCCAAGUCGACGCAGACCAACUACGUCAUGUACACGCUCACGAUCGUCACGACGGUCUUCCUCCCCGCGCAGUUUCUCACGGGCGUCUACGGCAUGAAUUUUGACUACAUGCCCGAGCUCCACUCGCGCUACGGGUACCUCGUGUUCUGGGGCCUCAUCCUCUUCAUCACGAUCACGCUGCGCUUUUACUUUCGCCUCAAGCAAUGGGUCUAAUCCAGUAGUAGUGCGGACCCUCGCUCACACUACAAGUACUUUAAGUUUGUCGACAUCCUCUUCAUCAG